ACAUAUCUCUGCCAAGCAAAAAAAUUAAAGCAGCAAUUCGAAAAACAUCAGCCAAUUUCUGUAACGGUUGCCAUUUCAAGAGAACGUGAUCUUCCAAAAAUUUUUUUUGGGCCAUUUUAUAUGUGCUUGUGCUCGCCUUUGGAUGAAUUAUGUGUUCUGUUUUCGUCAGGGAAUUUUAUAGGGUUGAUAGAAAAUACAAUCCAAGAUCAUUCAGAUACAAACUUUAAAACAACGAUGGGGUAUCUGCAUAUAUCCAUAAAAACACUGCUUGAUAGGUAUACUGCCCUAACUGUUGUCUGCACACUAGAUUUGAUACUGUCAUUUGUCUCGUUGGUUUUAAUCUUAGUGUACAACUGUAAACGGUAUCCACGGAAAAGACUUGGAGUUAUUUGUAGUAUCUCUAUGAUUCUCUCAGGUACGACCACUUUCCUCUUUACAUUGAUAUAUUUGAUAAUGUACGGACGCUUCACGAACUCUCUGAUUGUACAACCGUUUACAGGAGCCUUUGAUUUUAGUUUUCCUUACUCGCCUGUACUGUGUAUCUUUGGAUCUAUCAUGUAUUUUGUUUGUGCCAGCAUACUAAUUAAGCUGACAAUACAAUCAAAAGGACAGUUCAAUUAUGAGAUGAUGGUGAUUGACAUAUCAGAGGGUGGAAGCACAUACAUCGCAAAGACAUAAAUGCUUAGGAUUUUUA
Mytilus trossulus (common blue mussel) is the source of this 694-nucleotide messenger RNA. RefSeq lists its product as uncharacterized. The transcript has 5 exons. The record is from RefSeq and is a predicted model, not a curated record. The coding region runs from base 121 to 678 and encodes 185 amino acids. Lineage: Eukaryota; Metazoa; Mollusca; Bivalvia; Mytilida; Mytilidae.